AUGGCAGAGGCUUCCAGGCACCCUGCCCCCGAGCCAGAGGCCCAUGCAGGAAAUACAGCGCAUCUCGAUGCGUUGGAAGAGGCGGUAAACAAGCGAAUCGAUGCCGAUGUAGAGACCCUAAUGGACAAUUACAAGGAGAUCAUCAACCUGAGCCGUAUUGGCGGGAAAGACCACUUUGACGUGAGCCGCGAGUCCUUUCAGCUAGAGACCCGUGCAGACAGCAUGGUGCGCGCCGCGCAAUCGCUCUACCUCUUGUCGGACUCGCUGAAACUCUCGCUACUCUUGUCACAGUCCCAAAUGUCCGACGCGCGCAAUAGCGAGGCCGAGACGCUCCUGCGCGAUACCGACGCGUACAAACGCGAAUGCAGCGAGCUUUUGGCGGGCUACUGGCUUCCUGGUGCGCAGAGCGGCGCGGAAGAUGCUGCGCCGGCGGUCGCGACACCCGCCGCGGCUCACGAGCCGAUGGACGACGGCGAGGCGGCGUAA
Molecule: messenger RNA, 486 nt
Organism: Malassezia japonica
Lineage: Eukaryota; Fungi; Basidiomycota; Malasseziomycetes; Malasseziales; Malasseziaceae
Exons: 3
Coding region: 1-486 (161 amino acids)
Biological process (GO): regulation of transcription by RNA polymerase II
Cellular component (GO): mediator complex
Molecular function (GO): transcription coregulator activity
Source: RefSeq, a predicted model, not a curated record